This is a messenger RNA of Diatraea saccharalis (sugarcane borer), 2581 nucleotides long. The record is from the annotation of a GenBank genome assembly. NCBI's taxonomy places the organism in Eukaryota, Metazoa, Arthropoda, Insecta, Lepidoptera, Crambidae.
GAGUAAUAUAAAGUUUCUAUCCACGUGCGGCUAAUAACUACCUAAGAUGAUGGGUUAUUGCCCACCAAAUGUGACACUAGCAGAAGUGUGGAUUGAUCAUGGUAUAUCACAAUGUUUCAUGGAGACAGUAUCAUCUGUUAUUAUUGGAGGAUUUCUACUCAUUUUUGGGACCAUACAAAUUGUGCUGCAUGUGAGACAUGCUGUCGAAGUUACCGAUGUAAGACCGUCCGCUUUAUUCGGCGUUCAAAUAGUAUUCACGCUAUUCGUACCUAUCCUAGCAGUGAUAAGGUUCAUAUUACAAGCGUUUGUUUUUAAAGGAGGACAAAUAUAUGGUUAUAUGAUUUUGGCGUUAGUGGUGACUCUAAUAGCUUUUCCUCUGUCAGCAUACCUGGCGGUUAUAGAAAGGCGAUUUCUGUUGCCAUCCUUGCCGCCCAGAGGACAUGGCUUUGUACUCCUUGUUUUUUGGGCACUGAUCUUCGUUUCGGAGAAUCUGUCAUUCCUGAAUCUCAAUAAAGAUGGGUGGUGGUGGAGAUUGAAAAAUCUUCAAGAUCGUUUAGAGAUGGCGUUAUUCAUAGGACGUUAUGUCUCUUGUAUGAUAAUUUUUGUGCUUGGCUUAAAAGCUCCGGGUAUAAUGCACCAUUAUGAAUAUUUGGAGGAUGAAAGCCUAUUUCGGAUUCCACCAGGGUCUGAUAACAGGUCGACUUUCCGCAAUGUGUUCGGUAAACUUCGCGUCUUGCUGCCGUUCCUAUGGCCACGGAAGGAUAUGUGCUUGCAGGUGUACGUAUUCAUCUGCAUAUUGGCCCUCAUUGCGGGUCGCGUCGUCAACUUGUACGUGCCCAUAUAUAGUAAAUUGAUUGUGAAUAGCUUGACAGAUCCUCCAAUACUAUUCCGCUGGGACCUGGUCAUCGUAUCUGUGGUGUUAAAGUUCUUGCAAGGCGGCGGCACCGGCGGCAUGGGUUUACUCAACAAUCUUAGAUCUUUCCUGUGGAUCAGAGUGCAGCAGUAUACUACAAGAGAAUUGGAGAUGGAGCUUUUUAGACAUUUGCACGGGUUGCCGCUCAGUUGGCAUCUCUCAAGGAAGACGGGCGAAGUUCUACGCGUCAUGGACAGGGGCACAGAUUCCAUAGACAAUUUACUGUCAUACAUUCUGUUCUCCAUAACGCCCACUCUAGUGGACAUCCUUGUUGCUGUAAUAUUUUUCGUGAUCUCUUUCAACGCGUGGUUUGGAUUAAUCGUAUUCUCAACAAUGAUAUUGUACAUAAUUGCCACAAUAGUGGUGACGGAAUGGCGUACUAAGUUCCAACGGCGAAUGAAUCUCGCCGACAACGAGCAGAAAGCGCGUUCCGUAGAUUCGCUUCUUAACUUUGAAACCGUAAAGUAUUAUGGUGCGGAGAGUUAUGAAGUAUUAUCUUAUAAAGACGCUAUAGUCAAUUUCCAGAAAGAGGAAUACAAAUCUUUGAUUACAUUAAACAUGUUGAAUACAAUACAAAACAUAAUAAUUUGCAGUGGUUUGAUGGCUGGUUCAUUACUCUGCGUUCAUAUGGUCGCAAAUAUGAACGAAUUGACUGUUGGAGACUAUACUCUUUUUGCAACAUACCUGGUGCAGCUUUAUGUACCGUUGAAUUGGUUCGGUACCUAUUACAGAGCUAUACAAAGGAAUUUCGUGGACAUGGAGAACAUGUUCGACCUAAUGCGUGUGGAUUCCGACAUUAAGGAUGUGCCCGGCGCCCCGGAUUUACUAGUUCGUCGCGGCGCCGUCGAAUUCAAAGACGUCUCCUUCGGUUACGGGCCCGAAAGACUUGUGCUUAACAACAUCAGCUUCACAGUACCACCGGGAAGCACUGUUGCUUUGGUCGGUCCAAGUGGUGCGGGUAAAUCGACAAUAGUGCGACUACUGUUCCGUUUCUACGAUGUGAACGAAGGAGCUAUCCUAGUGGACGGUCAAGAUGUACGCACAGUAACGCAGGCGUCGUUACGCGCUAACAUUGGCGUGGUGCCACAAGACACAGUUCUAUUUAAUAACACUAUCAGAUACAACAUUCAGUACGGACGCCUUACGGCUGAAACGGCAGACAUCAUCUCUGCUGCUAAGAACGCAGACAUUCACGACAGAAUACUCACAUUCCCUGACGCUUAUGAUACACAGGUCGGGGAAAGAGGAUUGAAGCUCAGUGGAGGUGAAAAGCAGCGGAUUGCCAUAGCACGGACCAUUCUCAAGGACCCAGCUAUAGUUUUAUUGGAUGAAGCUACAUCCGCAUUAGAUACUAAUACUGAGCGAAAUAUUCAGGCGGCGUUAGCUCGAGUAUGCGCUAAUAGGACUACGCUGAUAAUAGCGCAUAGACUAUCAACAAUAAUUCAUGCAGACGAAAUCUUAGUGUUGAAAGACGGGGAAAUUAUCGAGAGAGGACACCACGAAGCACUGUUGGCCCAAGGAGGUUUCUACGCAUCCAUGUGGCAGCAACAAUUAGAAAAUAGAAACAAUGAUGCACUAGAAAAUAGCACAGAAGGCAACAAUAACCGUAGCCAGGCCAACCAACAGAACGGCGGAAAUACCUUCGGCCAUGGCCAUGGACACUUCUAG